AUACCAAUGCCCAAUAACAACUGUAAAAGAAGCAACCCCAGAAAAUUGUUUUCAGUUGGUAAGCGAAACCUUGAGGACUAGUCGGGGAAUUCCGCUACUCGCCGAGGUACGAUGAGGGUCAUUCUUCUUCUAGCGAUUGUCAUCGCCGUUGUGUCGGCAGUGAAGCGAUACGAUGGGUACAAGGUUCUGAGGGUCACUCCGAACGAUGAGUCGGAUCUGGCAUGGCUAAAAAAUCUGGAGUUUCAAUCGCGGGUAGAGAUCUGGAACUCCCUGCGCAGGUUCAACCACCCCGUGGACAUCAUGGUGUCGCCGGAGACCGAGGGCCUAGUCACUGGUUUCCUAGCGGGGAGAGGGAUGGACUACACCGUCAUGAUCGACGAUGUGCAGGCCAAGCUGGACGGACAGACGCUGGCCAAGCCACCCUCGGGCGGACAGAUUGCCGCUCUGGGGGAUUUCCAGUACGAUGUAUACCAUACUUAUGACGAGAUAAAGCAGUGGAUAGAUGACAUGGCGGCCGAGCACAGCACUGUCGUGACCAAGUUUCCUUUGACAACUUCCUACGAGAGCCGCGAGAUCAACGGUAUCAUCCUUUCUACCGGAGCUGACCCAAAAAAGCCUAUCGUGUGGUUCGAAGGUGGCAUUCACGCACGGGAGUGGAUAUCGCCCGCUACGGUCAUGUUCAUUUCCAAAUCGCUUGUGGAGGACUACAAGAGCGGCGUCCAACCCGUAGUCGACAUUCUAAACGGGUUUGAUAUUCACAUUGUACCUUCCCUCAACGUCGACGGGUUUGUGUACACUCAUACGGACGAUCGUUUGUGGAGAAAGACGCGGAGUGAUCUAAUGCCAAACUUUGGGUGCAUUGGUGCAGACCCUAACAGAAACUGGCCCUACGAGUGGGGAGGGAGUGGUGCGAGCCCGUGGCCCUGUACCAAUACGUUCCGUGGUCCUAACCCACUGUCUGAGGUUGAGAUCAAAGGCGUUGUGGAUUACCUGACUGGACUGAAGAAUUCUGGGCGUCAAAUCAAAAUGUUCAUCGAUUGGCACAGCUACUCGCAGCUAUGGCUUGCUCCCUGGUCGUUUUCCUCGACCGAACCUUACCCGCCAGACUACUUUGAUCAGGACAACCUUGCUGGUGCUGCCAUUACUGCCUUAGAGAGUAAGCAUGGAACCAAAUAUCGCAAAGGAGCAUCGGCGCGUCUCCUCUAUGAAGCCGCCGGCGCGAGCUGCGACUGGGCCUACGGCACACUGGGAGCCAAAUACUCGUACGUGGUGGAGCUGAGAGACACCGGGAACUACGGCUUCGUCUUGCCCGCCGAGCAGAUCAUACCUACCGGGGAGGAAUCUUACGAGGGGAUCGUGGCCGGGUUGGAAUACGCCUUGAAUAAUUAAUGGCGGAGUUAUUAUCAGAAGGAGAGGGUACUAUGACGACGACAUAACGACGAUGAUUUAAGGUUGUUUAAAAGCUGGGCUACCCAAUGCUCUUCAAAAUAUUCGGUUUUUUUUCUAUAAUGAAAUUUAAGAUAUACCAUUUUGAAAAACAUUUUGCGCCACAAUAACAAAGACGUCGAUGCACGCGCAUCGACAACAUUGACGAUGACAGAGUGGACGUUUUAGGAUCAGUGAAUGCUGAGGAGGAAACGUACAGAUGAAACCAAAGGGAAGAUUGACUACAAGGACGUGGAAAAAACUUGAAGGGUCCUUAGUUUACGGUGAAGACUUUGUAAUUUUCAUGAUAAAGCAAAAUAUUGGUGUUGGUUUUGGUAUUGGUACUAAACAUGGUGAUUGAGGUGAUGACAGAUGAUCACCAUGGUAACAGAAAUGUGUAGGGAUGGGUGAAGAUGGGCUUUAGAGACUCCGUGCACGGCUAAUAGAGAUAUCAAAGGACUAUUCCGAAGACAUGCAGGUGACCGACAUUCAACGAUAUUCGCCGCGUCACGGCAACCAGCGGCCACGUAAGGUUUUACGCCAGUAAAGCCAGGCCCUAAAUUUCAUACCUAGAUUUGAAUGCCCUCUAUUUCUUUUGCUAUUAGAGUAGUUUGUGGGCCUUGAACUUGAGGGUUUGUAAAAAAAAAAAAGAAGGAAAACCAUGCACAGGACUGAUAGCUUGUAUUUCUG
Molecule: messenger RNA, 2115 nt
Organism: Patiria miniata (bat star)
Lineage: Eukaryota; Metazoa; Echinodermata; Asteroidea; Valvatida; Asterinidae
Product: carboxypeptidase B-like
Exons: 10
Coding region: 112-1389 (425 amino acids)
Biological process (GO): proteolysis
Molecular function (GO): metallocarboxypeptidase activity; zinc ion binding
Source: RefSeq, a predicted model, not a curated record